AUGGCUUCUACUUCAACGACAAAAAAUCCUAUGGCUACUACUUCAUCAACAAAUUCCAACCCACAAGUGACUUCUACUUCAAAAGCGUCUUCUACUACAACAACGAUUUCAGCUACUACAGCGACUUCUACUCCGAUGACGGCUAUAAUUCCAACAACAACAACGACUACUUCAUCAACCUCGACUUCUACUCCUCCAACUACAACUUAUAUUCCAGCUGUGACUUCUUCUCAAAGUGCGAGGUAUACGCCACCUAAGACUUCAGCUCCAACAACAACUCCUACUCCAACAACAACUAAUGCUCCAACUAUUAUUUCUACUCCAACGACGACUGAUGCUCCAACUACGACUUCUAGUCAAACAACGACGGAGACUUCAACUACGACUUCUACUCCAACAACGACUGCUGCUCCAAAUAUGAUUUUUACUCUAACAACGACUGAGGCUCCAACUACGAUUUCUACUCCAACAACGACUGAGGCACUAACUACGACUUCUACGCCAACAACGUCUGAGGCUCCAACUACGACUUCUACUCCAACAACGACUGAUGCUCCAACAAUGAUUUCUACUCCAACAACGACUGAGGCUUCAACUACGACUUUUACUCCAAUAACUACUGAGGCUCCAACUACGACUUCUUCUCCAACAACGACUGAGGCUUCAACUACGACUUCUUUUCCAACAACGACUUAUGCUCCAAAUAUGAUUUCUACUCCAACAACGACUGAGGCUCCAACAACGACUUUUAUUCCAAUAACUACUGAGGCUCCAACUACGACUUCUACCCAAACAACGACUGAUGCUCCAACUAUGAUUUCUACUCCAACAACGACUGUUGCUACGAAUACGACUUCUACUUCAAGAACGAUUUCUUCUCCAACAACGACUGUUACUCAAACAGUUGCUCCAACAACGACUUUUACUCCAACAAAGACUGUUGCUCCAACUACGAUCGCUACUCCAAGAACGAUUUCUACUCCAAAAACAACUGUUGCUCUAACAGUUGCUCCAACAACGACUUUUACUUCAACAACGGCUUUCAUUUUUACUCCCAAAAGCUCAUUGGCACCACCUACGUCGUUUAUUCCGACAGUGACGCCGACUCAAACACCGACUUCUACUUCACAAACCAUGUAUUUUUCUACAACAACUUCACGAACAACAUCUACUUCUCAUACAACGACAACUUCUCCAACUAUAUUUACAGUUGGUAAGUUAUCAUCUAUUAAAUAUAAAUAA
Messenger RNA from Mytilus californianus (California mussel), 1242 nucleotides. Its product is annotated as mucin-2-like. Lineage: Eukaryota; Metazoa; Mollusca; Bivalvia; Mytilida; Mytilidae. The transcript has a single exon. The record is from RefSeq and is a predicted model, not a curated record. Bases 1 to 1242 code for a protein of 413 amino acids.